AUGCGCUUCUCAAUCCUCACCGCCGCCGCCGCCGCCUCCAUCUCUGGCGUCCUGGCCGCUCCUCAGGUUUACUUCAACGCCACAAAGACCGGCAACGUCACGCCGUCUACCCCUUCCAUGCCCAAGGUUGCCGUGGCCGCCGCCGCCGCGGCUCCCGCAGCCCCUCAAGCCGCCGCAGUCCCGCGAGUCGGGCAGGCCAAGGAGAUGGUCACGGCGCUCAAGGCCGACGUCGAGGGCGAUCUCGCCGACAUGAAAUCGGGCGACGUCACAAAGAUGAAGAGCAGGAUCAACACCGUCACCACAAAGGUCGAUAGCGUCUCCUCCAUGGUCGCGUCCAUCCUCAAUGACGUCGACCUCGGCGGCCUUUCCGAGCAGGACAAGUCGGCCGUGCUCGGCAUGUUCAAGGAGGCCAAGGACCUCGCGAGCGAAGUCGAGGACAGCAUGGGUUCUAUUAACCCUGAUAACCGCGCCGUUCUCCAACCCGAGCUGGACGUUUUGCGCGUCGACCUGGGCGCCCUCCUCGGGCCCCUCUUGAACGUCCUCUUGGGUCUCCUCGGUGGCCUUCUGGGUGGCGCCAAGCCGGACUCCAACGGCAAGCCCAGCGGCGAAAAGGGUGGUCUGCUCGGCAACCUCCUUGGUGGCCUUUUGGGCGGCCUGGGUCUUGACGGGAUCCUGUAA
Messenger RNA from Pyricularia grisea, 678 nucleotides. RefSeq lists its product as uncharacterized. NCBI's taxonomy places the organism in Eukaryota, Fungi, Ascomycota, Sordariomycetes, Magnaporthales, Pyriculariaceae. Bases 1 to 678 code for a protein of 225 amino acids. The record is from RefSeq and is a predicted model, not a curated record. The transcript is spliced from 2 exons.